CCUCCCGGCGGCUCCUAUAGGAGGAGCCGGGACGGGGGGGGCGUGACCUAGCCGCUUUUAUCGCUGCCGCUGCUUAUUGUUAUUAUUACUGGUACUAGCACCCAGCGGCGCCGGGAGAUGGCCAGGUGCUGAGAGGGAGCUCUCCCUCCGCCCCGGACUCGGAGGCGAAGCGGGCAUCUUCUGAGAGAUGAAGAAGCCUCCUCUGGCCGCGGGGGGAGCAGCGCGAGGGGCUUUCCCCGGGCGAGCGUGACCUUUCGAAUUUGGGGGUGGUGGGGCAGUUUUUUUUAUUUUUGAGGGGGGCGGGAAGCGAGAACCUCACCCACCCCCCACCCCAAAUCCUGCCGCUUCAAGUCUUUCCUCAGAGGAACAGCGCAGCGAGGCGAGCUGUCUCUUCGCAGUGGGAUGUUCUCAACAUUGCGUUCAUGCUGGCAUCUUUGGCUUGGAUACACCAUCAAAGCAGUACCCAUCUUUACUACUAAUAACUAAACAAAGAAUGAGGAGAUUUGUCUACUGCAAGGUGGUUCUUGCCACUUCUCUGAUGUGGGUGCUUGUGGAUGUCUUUCUGCUUUUAUACUUCAGUGAAUGUAACAAAUGUGAUGACAAGAAAGAGAGAUCCCUGCUGCCUGCUUUAAGGGCUGUUAUGUCAAGAAGCCAAGAAGGACCUGGAGAGAUGGGAAAGGCAGUUGUCAUCCCCAAAGAUGAUCAGGAAAAAAUGAAAGAACUCUUUAAAAUCAACCAAUUUAAUCUUAUGGCCAGUGACAUGAUUGCAUUCAACAGAAGUUUGCCUGAUGUAAGACUAGAGGGAUGCAAGACAAAAGUCUACCCUGAUGAACUACCAAACACAAGUGUGGUCAUAGUAUUUCAUAAUGAAGCCUGGAGCACUCUGCUUCGUACUAUUUACAGUGUUAUAAAUCGGUCUCCACACUAUCUACUUUCUGAGAUUAUCUUGGUGGACGACGCCAGUGAAAGAGAUUUUCUGAAGGUCCCAUUAGAGAAUUAUGUGAAAAGUUUGCAAGUGCCAGUAAAAAUCAUUAGGAUGGAACAGCGAUCAGGACUCAUCCGAGCUCGGCUUAGAGGAGCAGCAGCUUCCAAGGGCCAAGUCAUAACGUUUCUGGAUGCACACUGUGAAUGCACUUUAGGCUGGCUGGAGCCCCUGCUGGCAAGAAUCAAGGAAGACAGAAAGAUUGUUGUUUGCCCAAUUAUUGAUGUGAUCAGCGAUGACACUUUUGAGUAUAUGGCUGGGUCAGACAUGACUUACGGAGGUUUUAACUGGAAACUUAAUUUUCGUUGGUAUCCUGUUCCCCAGAGAGAGAUGGACAGAAGAAAAGGAGACAGAACAUUGCCUGUGAGGACCCCUACUAUGGCUGGUGGCCUAUUUUCUAUUGACAGAAACUACUUUGAAGAGAUAGGAACUUACGAUGCAGGAAUGGAUAUCUGGGGUGGAGAGAAUCUUGAAAUGUCUUUUAGGAUCUGGCAGUGUGGAGGCUCACUGGAGAUUGUAACAUGUUCACAUGUUGGUCACAUCUUUCGAAAAGCUACGCCUUAUACAUUUCCUGGCGGUACCGGCCAUGUAAUUAACAAGAACAAUAGACGGCUUGCAGAGGUAUGGAUGGAUGAAUUUAAAGAUUUCUUCUAUAUAAUAUCCCCAGGAGUUGUCAAAGUGGAUUAUGGAGAUGUAUCAGUCAGAAAAGCAUUGAGAGAGAACUUAAAAUGCAAACCGUUUUCAUGGUACCUAGAAAAUGUCUAUCCAGACUCCCAGAUUCCACGACGAUAUUACUCCCUUGGAGAGAUCAGAAAUGUUGAGACGAACCAGUGCUUAGAUAACAUGGGACGCAAGGAAAAUGAAAAAGUUGGCAUAUUCAACUGCCACGGUAUGGGUGGAAACCAGGUAUUUUCAUACACGGCUGACAAGGAGAUUCGUACAGAUGAUUUGUGUUUGGAUGUGUCUAGACUCAAUGGUCCUGUGAUCAUGUUGAAGUGCCACCACAUGAGAGGAAACCAACUUUGGGAGUAUGAUGCUGAGCGACUUACCUUGAGGCACGUCAACAGCAACCAGUGUCUCGAUGAACCCUCUGAAGACGACAAAAUGGUUCCUACCAUGAAAGACUGCAGUGAAAGCCGAUCUCAGCAGUGGCUGCUCCGGAAUAUGACCUUGGGUGCCUAAAAGCCGCGAAAGACUCGCUGUGUUUCCUCGCCAGGCCUUGCAAGGCUCUAGAACUCUUGCACUUCACACAGUUUGAUCGAACAGAAGUCUUUUCCUCUUCCCAUGUUACCGGUGAAGUGAAAGGUUUUGAACGCUCGGUGAAAAGCCCAUCUGCUUUUUAAUUGCUUAAAGCAUGUUUGCACUUUUCCCUUCAGAAUUUUAUAUCUUUUAAUUUUUACUCAUUCAGCUAAACACGCAAGCGCUCUGCAUACCGUAAAACAUAUGCUAUGAUCAAGACGCGGUAUUCUUGAGGAAAAAUCAGACUCGCGGAAAGCAUUACAGAGCUGAACUCCAAGGUUUUGUGGGGAGUGGGCUUACUGUUGGUUCUGUCAUGUAACGUUGCUUGAAAGUGACCAUGUUAAAUGCCUUAUGAAACCCA
Messenger RNA from Lacerta agilis (Sand lizard), 2582 nucleotides. RefSeq names its product polypeptide N-acetylgalactosaminyltransferase 13 (gene GALNT13). NCBI's taxonomy places the organism in Eukaryota, Metazoa, Chordata, Lepidosauria, Squamata, Lacertidae. The record is from RefSeq and is a predicted model, not a curated record. Gene Ontology annotation, cellular component: Golgi apparatus. Bases 494 to 2164 code for a protein of 556 amino acids. The transcript is spliced from 12 exons.